Molecule: messenger RNA, 1793 nt
Organism: Struthio camelus australis
Lineage: Eukaryota; Metazoa; Chordata; Aves; Struthioniformes; Struthionidae
Source: RefSeq, a predicted model, not a curated record
AUGGGGUCCUCGAUAAAUAGUCCCCAAACGCACAAGUCCCGGGCAGAAGCUCAAGUGGUUGUUGCACAAAGCAGAUUGCGCUCCCGUAACAGUGGCAUGAGGGCAAUUCCCACAGACGGGGCUCUCAACCUCGCUCGCCCGAAAACUUCAGCCUCUGUCACUUGUGCAAGGAGAGAGAGCCAGGGCUGGGGGGCUACCGGCUACCUGCUCAAUUGUACCUGGAGCAAAGCAAAUUACAGAAGACAAGGCGAGCGCCGCUUAAAAUCUAGGAAGCUCUGCAGAUGCUGCUCCGUUCAGAGACAGAGCUCGUAUACUCAGAAUUCGCUCUGCGGAACACAGAAAUUGGUUAUUCAGAUGAAGGACGUUUCGUGGGCUGCGCACACGGCCGUGCCCUUCCCACGGGCGAGGGACGAGCGCACGGAGGGGAACCGCCUCGGCGCGGCCACGGGGCGAGCGCGGGAGGAAAGACAGUGCACGGCCGGCGUUCAAGGGGCUCCGUCGAGCCCGAGCGUGUACGCACCCACAGGCGUGCAGGCGCACAUGUAUGUGAUAUGUGCCUGUGUGCAUCGUCAGCUGCGAGAGCUGCUGCCGGUGCGGGUGGGAAGGGGUGUGCGGCUCCCCUUCCGACGGCGGGGGAGGCCCGGACCCAUCAGCUCCCCCCCGUACGGCAGCCCUGCCUACCCCUACCAGCUCAACGACCCCGCGUACAGGAAAAACGCCACCCGCGACGCCACGGCCACGCUCAAGGCCUGGCUGCAGGAGCACCGCAAGAACCCCUACCCCACCAAGGGCGAGAAGAUCAUGCUGGCCAUCAUCACCAAGAUGACCCUCACCCAGGUCUCCACCUGGUUCGCCAACGCCCGCCGGCGCCUCAAGAAGGAGAACAAGAUGACCUGGGCCCCGCGGAACAAGAGCGAGGACGAGGACGACGACGAAGGCGACGGGGCGAGGAGUAAAGAGGAAAGCCCGGGGAAGAUGCCUGAGAGCAACGAAACCUCCGCCGAGGACGAAGACGCCGACGCCGCCCGCAGCGCCAGCAAGGCCUCGCCCGGCCCCCCGACGCCCGCCACCAAGCCCAAGCUCUGGUCGCUGGCCGAAAUCGCCACCUCGGACCUUAAAAGCCAGCACCUGGGCCCCAGCUGCCAGCCCCCGGCUCUGUCGUCGGCCACCUCCGCCUCCACCCCGCACAGCGCUGCCUACUCGCCCUCCUCCCUCCUGGGGAGACAUAUUUAUUACACCUCACCUUUUUAUAGCAAUUAUACAAACUAUGGGAACUUUAACGCUCUCCAGAGCCAGGGAAUCCUGAGAUACAACUCCGCAGCAGUGGCUUCAAACGAGGGACUAAGUCAGACUGUCCUAAAUGCCAGCUCUGUUCACAAGCAGAGCAGUGACUCUUUGAAAACCAUCACUAACCAGCUAGAACAACAUUACAGGCCCUCUAGCUAUGACUCUAAGAAAGAUCCCACUGAAGUCUGCACAGUAGGAGUACAACCGUACCUAUAGAAGUGCAAUCACACAGCAAUGCAAGUAGGUGUCACAAUUGCUUUGAAAAAAGUCAGCAAGCCAUCAUCUCUCCCCGAGCUAAGAUAUAUAACAAAUCUCUAAAUCCGGAUCACAUCUUGUGCCACUGUAUAAAAGAAGACCACAGAGCACUACUAAAUCUUCAGACUCUAAUUAUUAAACCAGAAUUUUGUUGGACAUACGUGAGUUUGCUGGUAUAGUAUAGUUUCCCCAAUGUAUGUGUGACUUUUGAAAACAGAUCUGUUUUUCUCAGGAUAUCUUGAAUUGAUCAC